Messenger RNA from Heterotrigona itama, 2637 nucleotides. Lineage: Eukaryota; Metazoa; Arthropoda; Insecta; Hymenoptera; Apidae. The record is from the annotation of a GenBank genome assembly.
AUGUUCUACGUGAUCAUCUCUCUGCUUUUUCUACUUUUCUCCAUGUUUUGUGUCUAUGAUUGCAUUAAACCGCACAAUUUUCCUCCUGGUUGGUGAACAGAAAAUCCAUAAUUAACAGUGCACGUUGAUUUUUUUUAUUUAAUUUUAAAUUGAUCUUUUUAACAAAACUAAACAAAAUGAUCUGUCUGUGAAUUUAUUAAUUUUUUAACCUUUCGUAAAUUGAUUUAUUUAUUGGAAUAUAUUCACGUUUUAUUCAAAUGUCCGAGCAGGUCCGAAAUGGCUGCCAGUGAUCGGUUGCUUCCUCACGUUCCGUCGAUUGAAACUGAAGCACAAGUAUGCUUACUUGGCUUUCCAAAAUCUGACGAAAACCUACGGGCCGAUUUUGGGCCUGAAAUUAGGGAACCAGAAAGUCGUUGUAAUUUCGACGCACGAUCUAGUAAAGAAAGUCCUUCUUCAGCAAGAGUUCAACGGAAGACCGGAUGGAUUCUUCUUCAGAGUGCGUGCGUUCGGGAAAAGGAAAGGAAUUUUAUUCACGGAUGGACCGACCUGGUCUCAGUGCCGCCGUUUCACAAUGCGCCAUCUCAGAAACUUUGGGCUGGGUCAAUCAAUUAUGGAAAAACAGCUGACUGUCGAAGCUGAAAAUCUGACGAAUCAUCUUCGUCAUGCCAGUGCCAAAGGUCCAGUAUCAAUGCAUACAGCUUUCGACAUUGCAGUCCUGAAUUCUCUCUGGUGUAUGUUCGCUGGUCACAGGUUUGAUUAUGGAAACGAGAAACUGGUGGAAAUUCUCGAAAUUGUUCACGAUGCCUUCAGAUUGAUGGACACGAUGGGCGGCAUUGUUUCGCAAAUGCCAUUUCUACGUUUCAUAGUACCGGAAUUAUCUGGUUAUAAUGAUUUAAUGAGAAUACUUCAGAAGCUCUGGGGUUUCCUAGACGAAGAGAUUAACAUCCACGAAAGACAAUUGUCCGAGAAUCAGCCACAGGAUUUGAUCGAUGCUUUCCUUUUAGAGAUCUCCUCAAAAAAUACGGAACCAAGUGAUACCAUUUUUGAUCGAGAAAACUUACUGGUUCUAUGCCUGGACCUCUUCUUAGCUGGCUCGAAGACUACGACAGAUACGUUAAGUACUACUUUUCUGUUUUUAUCUUUACACUCUGAAUGGAUUAAAGUGCUCCAGGAAGAACUGGAUAAUGUCGUAGGCAGAUCACGAUCUCCUACUUUAGAAGAUUACUCAUCACUACCUCUGAUGGAAUCGUUCCUUGCGGAAGAUACUGUAAUUCUUCUGGAUUUCCAUAGUGUGUUAAACGAUCCACUUUACUGGGAUCAUCCAGAAAAGUUUCAACCUCGACGAUUUCUCGAUGCAAAUAGUCGAUUCUGCCAAAAUAAUGCCAGCAUACCAUUCGGCUUAGGUAAAAGACGUUGUCCCGGUGAAAUGCUGGCCCGGACAUCCUUAUUUUUAUUCUUCGCCUACGUUAUACAUUACUUCGACAUUGAAAUUUCACCGGAGCACGGCGAGCCGGAUCCAAAUGGACACGAUGGUUUCACUAUAUCACCGAAACCUUAUUAUCUAAAGCUUACGGCAAGAUCUGAUAUUGUAAACUGCAGUGCAACGUAAAUAUUGUAGCGAAGUUUUAAGUGUAAUGCGUCAUUUAUAUUUUAAAUGCAAAUAUAAAAACGGAAAAUUAUGUAACUGACAAUUAUGAGUAGAUUCUCCAGUGCCCCCAAGAAUAAAUUGCUGUUCUGUACGUGAUAAUUAAAAUAUUAUGUCCUUAGACGAUAGCAAUUCAAAAUAAUUAAUCAAGCAUCAGAGUCGACAAACAUGUAUAUUUAAUAAAAAAGAUAUUCUUAUUGAAAAUUUUCUAUUUAUCAAGUAAUAGCCGAGUGUACGAUAUUCUAGUUAUUACAAAUAUAUGAUAAAAAAAAUUUGAAAGAAAGAUAUUCUUCUCAAUAUUUUAUAAUAUUGUGUAACAAACUACGUGAUCUUUCUGAGCUUCACAGGAUCUAUUUUUCAGCGAUAAGGAAACAUUUGACAGACACGUUGAGGCCUAAUAUAAAAGGAACGAAUCGCCACGUGGCGCGAGCGAGCGAAGGUACAUUUGGAAUUCUGCGAAACGAGCUGAUUUCGUCGAACACGUAAAACGAUGCGUAAAGCGACUUUCACGAGGCAGAAACAAUAAACAAUAUUCGAGAGAAAAAUUUGUUGAAGUCAAACAAACUCGGCUUCUAUCUAGGGAUGAAAUUACUUGAAACCGAAAUUUCGACGGUCAUCGGCAACAUCUUGAUCAUUAGAAUAACAACCGGACGAAUAAACAUACGCAGUUAUUUAUGUAAAAUAGAUACAUGAAACGAUAUACAAACUUGAUCUCGUUCAUGCUUCGUAUGAAUCAAUUAGCCAUUCAUGGUAAAUCAAAUGGCUAAUUGAUUCAUUAGAGAAUGUACGUCGUAAACAAGGUACAUAUGCAUUAUCGUGGCAUGGCAAGUGCUUCAUAAGGUUUUGGUGAUGCUGUCAGGCCAUAGUUAACUUCAACAGAGUAUGGUCCUUUACCAGGAAUAGGAAACAAACUAUACUUCUGCAUUACGCCCACAAAUAACAUGAAUAUCGAGGAUCUUGCUAGUACCUCGCCUGGACAUCGUCUUUUUCCU